UGAAAUAUCCAGUCCAAUACGUGUUCAAAGUAUAGAGCUAGAAGAAGAAACUCUGCAAAUUGUUAUUUCUUCCCUGAGUAAGAUGGCCUCUUCGUUCUUCCAAAACCCUAAUUCUGAAUUCUCGUUCGAAUCUUCUUCUUCCUUCAACCCUCAAGAAUAUUUUCACGAUGAUCCUCUCUCAUGGAACAUGUUCAACUCUAAUGAUCAUCACAACCAAUCAGCCUUUCCCCAGCUACCCUUUAAUGAGAACGACUCCGAAGAAAUGCUUCUAUAUGGAGUUCUUGCUGAGGCGCCUUCAGGAGAUGGGAACUCAUCGGGUUCAAGAGUAUCAUCCACUCACUCCAAAGACCAUGAAGAAGUGAAUUCUUCUAGUGCCACUGCUGACGAAGAUCAAGUGGUUGCUUAUAGAGGUGUUCGGCGGCGGCCGUGGGGAAAGUUUGCGGCAGAGAUAAGAGAUUCGACGCGAAACGGUGUUAGGGUUUGGUUGGGAACUUUUGACACGGCGGAGGCUGCUGCUUUGGCUUAUGACCAAGCAGCAUUUGCAAUGCGGGGGUCUUUGGCGGUCCUCAACUUUCCGGCGGACGUGGUUCAUCAGUCGCUUGUGGAGAUGGAGUAUGACUUUGAAGAGGGUUCGUCUCCGGUGUUGGCCUUGAAGAGAAGGCACUCCAUGAAGAGAAAGUCAUCGAUGAACGAAAAUAAUAAAUUACUGUACCGUAAUCAGCAUCAAAAGAACGAUGAAGAAGAUGAUGAUCAGUUGGAAAAUGUUGUGGUGUUUGAGGAUUUAGGCGCAGACUAUUUGGAGGAGCUACUCAGUAUAUCUGAGAGCUAGCUGCACUCCCAUACCACGUUACUUGUGUUUUCGGUAUCCAACUUUCCGAAGCUAUACGUGGAGCGAGCUGUCGUUAAUCACAUAGGUCCAUCAUGUGUCAAGUGUUAACCACACCAUUUGGACCUGUCUUUUUGUUUUCUAUUUUUGGGAAAGUAUGUGGAGAAGAAUCAGAAGAUGACGGUCACUAUAGUUAAUUACUCCUUUCUUUAAUUAUACUUAAUUCACUUUUUGUAAUUGUCUUGUUAAUUUUCAAGAUAAUGGAUGAGUAAAGUACUUUUCCAUGAUCAAGAG
Molecule: messenger RNA, 1120 nt
Organism: Pyrus x bretschneideri (Chinese white pear)
Lineage: Eukaryota; Viridiplantae; Streptophyta; Magnoliopsida; Rosales; Rosaceae
Product: ethylene-response factor C3-like
Exons: 1
Coding region: 83-829 (248 amino acids)
Biological process (GO): ethylene-activated signaling pathway; regulation of DNA-templated transcription
Molecular function (GO): DNA binding; DNA-binding transcription factor activity
Source: RefSeq, a predicted model, not a curated record